CGACGACGAUGAGAACGACAAAGAUGAUGAGCACAGAGGUUUUCCUUUCGAUCUUAUAAUUUCAUUUCGAGUCGAGUCGGUAACUGAUGAGGUUUAAAGCUUUGAGCAUUCGCGCAUUUCAUUGCUUGGCUUAGAAGACGUUUCAAAAGAUUAAUUUCCCUUUUUUUUUACUAUUUUAUUUAUAGUUUCAAUUUUAAUUGCCUUGAAGUUAAUUUUUGGUGUUUGGAAAACAUAUUGUCUGUAUAACACUUACUGCAGGCCCCACGAGAUUCAAGUUCAUUUGAAUAAAACAAAACCUAUUUUAGAUAAUUGUGUAUUUGUAGAUUGGAAGUUAAAGAAAAAGAAGUGAAAACGUCUUGGUUUAACUUAAUUAAAACACACUAAAGUGCGAUUAAAAAAGAAUUAACGAACAAGUUUAAAAGGAGCUAUGGGGAUAACACGUCUAUGUAGAAGUGGAUCAAUUCUAUUCGUUCUGAUACUCACAACUUGCAAUUCACUUGGACAAUUUACCCACAAAAAGCCAUGGCCAACGUACAGCCUACAAAACAUGCCACAGACAGGAUUCACAUGCCACGAUAAGAUUCUCGGUGGCUACUAUGCAGACCCAGAGGCCCAAUGUCAGAUGUUUCAUGUUUGUGUUAAAGUUGCUGGAGUUGGGGUUCAAGAUUUCCGAUUUCUUUGUCCCAAUGGAACAGCUUUUGAUCAAGAAGUACAAAUCUGCGCAAACUGGGGAGAUGUUGAUUGUGAAGAAGCCGUUCUUUAUUAUGGAAGUGAUAACUUUGAUCUAUAUCGCCUAGGAUCUGGUUUCGAAAGUAAACGAGCACCACUAGCCGAAGAAGAAGAGUCAACAUUCCAUUUGCAACGUGCUGAGACAGGUGAUAUUCGUCGAUCGAAAGAAACUCAAGUCGACCAGAAACUUCGCCCAGAAUCUUUAGCAUAUACGAAAAAAUAUGACAGCACAACAAAAAAUUCGUUUUACGAACGAAAUUCCGAUACUCAAAAGAGCAACUAUGAUCAAAAUACAAAUUUUAAUAAAAUCACAUCAAAGUCAGAUUUUUCAAGAAAAUCUACUUCAAGCUACUACACAACACCGAGAGGCAAUGAUAUAAACAGUAAUUCAGAAUCAAAACAGGAUCUUGAUGACCUUUUCAAGGGAUCGCAUAGCUCAAAUUUCUUCAGCAAUCGUAAUGGGGGACGAGAAGAUGAUUUUUACGAUAAGCCAGUCACAUCUGGCACAAGAACGACAUCAAAGCAAUAUAUCAACGAGAAUAGUUCUCAGAAUGUCAUCAACGAUAUAAAUAGAUUUAACGAUGAUAUAACCAAACGACCCCACAGAAGCCGUCGUCCUAGUCAGACCACCCAAAAUGCAUUGACUUCAACUUCAACUCCAAGUCCAACUAUUACAAAAGCUUUCCCCACAUCCAAGCAUCUUACUUUACAGUCUUCUUUCAAUACGGGUUUCGCUCAAGAAAACAUAAACAAUAAUCCUCAAUCGUCAACUACCACAACUCACCGUCCAAAAAGUAAACCUGCGAAAUUUCCCUUUGAUGAUUUCCAACAGAAUAUUCAACCAACUACGUACAACCCAAGCGGUGCUUUUCGGUACAAAUCAACCACCAGCAAGUAUGAAGAAAUCGACGAAACAGCACUUCGGGGUGAAAAACCGGGUCAAAGUACAUUUUUAAACUCCCAAUACGAAAAUCCCAACGAUGUUUUCAAUAAAGUUUCCAAUGGAAAGUCAUCGACCUCUGAGAAUAUCUUCGAAAAGCCACAGUCUAAAAAUACAACUUUUGCAAACAGGAAUGAAUUUACCGACUACACCAAAAACAAAACACCAACUGGUUUCCAAGUCUCACCAAAACCAAAUGUGUCACAAAACAACUCUCCAAAAGGAUCGGUUAAUUUUCAGGGUCAGCUCCUAGAUCCGAAUAGUUUGAAUUCCGAACUAAGGAAUUUUAACCACACUCAGCAGCAGAACCAACGUCGAAUUUCAAACAACCAAUAUAACGAACAUCAACAAACUGAACCCCAGUACUUCCGUUCAAGAACCCUGGAGACUCCAUCGCCCUUUGCAGUGCCUCGGAACCAAAAAGAGACCAAUACGCAAUUUAAUGAAAAUUUCAAUGGAUCUCAUCAAAAAAAUUUAAAUUGGUCCAAAUUAGAAUCGAGUACACCUAGUGGAAACAAUGUUGACCCUCUGCAAAAGCCCAAACAGCAGCACAUUCCCGAAGUUUAUAAUGGACGAAAACAUGGAUAUCUUCCUCUGAAUGGAAGUCAAACUAAACCAGAAAAAAAACACAAUGGGGAUACACUGAAAUACUCAGAAUUCGAUGGACUAAGCCCUCCCCAAAGAGACACUGCCAGAAACCGACCUGAAAAAGGUAGCAUCAUUGAAUCGCAGAUUGGGCAACAAAAUGGCAGAAACAAAGAAUUUUCUCCUCGAUCACAAUCAAAGAAACACCAAUCCAAUUUCAAUGGAAAUAACAAUGAACAAAUAGAAUCAUUCCCUCAAUCUCAAGGAGCAGCUGCAUACAACUCCGAAUCUAAUCAUUUUAAUUCACCACAACAGGAAGUAAGACGCAUCAAACCUAGAACUCGAAAUGGAUUAAUUUCUAAUUCAAAUCCUCCAAAAGAUGUAUUUCAACAAAUCAAUUCAACCUCAACUACCGUAUCAUCAAGUCCCAAACCAUCAAGAGGACGUGGGAGAGUUAAUUAUAAGUCAACAACUCAACAGCAAUCACAAUACCAGGAUAAUAACAUUCAAUCUACAACGAGUGGCCUUAAAAAAUUCUCCACUCUGGUAACAAAGGAUCAGUACAGUCCAACAACUUUUAAGCCAACAACCUAUAAGAAAGCUUCCGAACAGAAAGCCACCAAGUACGUCGAGCCCAAGCAAAGAGGGACUCCAUACACAACAACAACUACGCCCUCUCCCAGCAUAGCAUCACAUUCCUUAAACAGUCCACCUGAUGAGGACGAUGGCCAAUAUCAUCCGGAGCUGUAUGAGGUCGAUGACUCCCAGAACUAUGAUAUACCAUACAAAAAGCAAUCGUCGUUGGUUUCAUCUUCGACCAGUUUACCAACACAAAAACCUCAACUUAAACAAAAUUCACAACCCACUCAUUCCCCACAGUCGCAUUUAAAAUCGCAGCAACAGACAGCUUUCCAGAAACAGUCAUUCCAAUCUCAAGGCACUAACUAUCAGUCUAACCAACAAGAUCAACACUCUCAAGCCAUUCCCACAGAUCUCAGCGAUGAAGAAGAACUCUUUAAGACCGCUCAAUCCCUUAAUCUAGGUGCUGCCAGUAUAAAUAAGUUGCGUUUUGACACCCUCAAGACUUCUGGCAAAGCAACACAACAACAAAAUUCGAAUUUCGCGAUAGAAAGGUCAACACAUUCCACAAAAAUAUCAUCAGAAACCUCAACAACAACAACAACAACAUGGAGACCAACAACAAAUUAUAUUGCUCCAACCACACAAUCACAGUCACCUUGGACGUCAUCGGCUUCGAAAAAACCGAAGAAGUCAUCGAGUUCGAAAAGACCACCACAUGCAGACGCCGAUACAAGCUAUGAUUAUGCUUACUACGAUUCCUUGAGCGAAACACCUCAGGAAUACUCAGAAUACGAUGUCAUAUCAGAAUUUAGAAAAACAACGAAAAAACAAUAGUUUCCGCCGUGUCGGAGAGAAAUUGGGAAUUAGUUUCUUGUGUAUUUUAGGUUAGAAAAUUAUUCUUUUUUCUUUAUUUGGUCAGUUUAUAGUUUAGAUUUCUCAUUAACUUCUAACCUCAGCUUAAAAUGUCACGAAAUUUUAAAACUUGUGUUCUUCAUUAAUUUCCUUCUUCAUAAAUAUUUGAUUGCUUGUCCGAGUUAGCCACAAAAUCAAGAAGAUACGGGUAGUACCAGA
This is a messenger RNA of Eupeodes corollae, 3907 nucleotides long. RefSeq names its product GATA zinc finger domain-containing protein 14. The record is from RefSeq and is a predicted model, not a curated record. Gene Ontology annotation, molecular function: chitin binding. NCBI's taxonomy places the organism in Eukaryota, Metazoa, Arthropoda, Insecta, Diptera, Syrphidae. The coding region runs from base 428 to 3670 and encodes 1080 amino acids. The transcript is spliced from 5 exons. Gene Ontology annotation, cellular component: extracellular region.